Sabethes cyaneus is the source of this 988-nucleotide messenger RNA. RefSeq names its product exosome complex component MTR3-like. Gene Ontology annotation, cellular component: nuclear exosome (RNase complex); cytoplasmic exosome (RNase complex); nucleolus. NCBI's taxonomy places the organism in Eukaryota, Metazoa, Arthropoda, Insecta, Diptera, Culicidae. The coding region runs from base 56 to 976 and encodes 306 amino acids. Gene Ontology annotation, biological process: poly(A)-dependent snoRNA 3'-end processing; rRNA catabolic process; U4 snRNA 3'-end processing. The record is from RefSeq and is a predicted model, not a curated record. The transcript has 2 exons.
AUUUGUGCAAGACUGUGAUUUAUUUAAAAAAUAUUAAUUUCACGAGGGAAAAAUUAUGCCGGUUGAUCAGAAAAGAAUAAACGGACCGGAAGGGUCGUUGCCCUAUCAGCUUUUCGUCGGAAGCCGAAAUAAAACAUUCGAAGAACGGCUCGAAAAUGUUUUCCACUCGGAUGGCAGCAGAAAAUGUGGCCGCAAGAAUAACGAAAGCCGGAAAUAUUUUAUGAAGUUGGGCGUUGUGUCUACCGCAAAAGGAUCAGCCUAUCUGGAACUUGGUAACACGAAAGUGAUAGUGUCCGUGUUUGACCCACGGGAAAUUCCAAAACAAAACAAGUUCCGAGAGUUGGGAGAACUGUACUGUGACUUUAAGUUCUCCCCCUUCGCGUGUACCCAUCGCAAAAGUCCGCAAACCGAUGUCGAAGAACGGUCUCUUGCGGCAGCUAUGGCCAAAGCAUUGCAACCGGUAGUCUGCCGGCACUUGUUUCCAAACUUCCAAAUCGAUAUAUUUGCUAACGUGCUAGAGGACGAUGGGUCGGUUCUUGCUGCCGCUAUCACCGCUGCCGGAUUGGCUCUGUGCGAUGCCACAAUUUCCAUGUUCGACGUUGUAACCGCCACAACAGUUGCUGUUUUUCAAGAUAAAGUUUACACCGAUCCCACCUUAGCCGAAGAGAAAAUUUGUCUGGAAGGUGGUAGUAAGGGAAAUCAUGGGGUAAUUACUUUGGCGAAACUGCACACAUUAGAUCAAACGUCGGAAAUACGGCAGGCGGGCAACAUUUCUCUUGAUGUAAUGAAGGCUGCUUGCCAGAGGUUGAAUGAUGCUAACAAUGAAGUUGCGCCCGUUGUUCAGCAAUUGCUUGUUAGUAAGGUACAGAAACAUAUACGAGAAAUAGAUUUGGAAGACGACGAAGAACCGGACAGCGAUAAAGAUGAUCUAGAGACUUCAACCAUGAGCCAGCUUUCGGUUAAUACAGAUUCUUGAAUAAAGUCAUUU